UGGGGAGCGGCCCGAAAGGAGUCGGUCUCCCGCGGGGGCUCGGGUUUCCCCGGGAGUUCGCGGUGUGUUUCCCUCCCUCCUGAGACAUGGCGCUCGCCAUCUUCGCCCUUCGGCUGGUCGUCUACAUCGUGUCAUUCCCCAUGUACCUCCUGAACUUUCUGGGCCUGUGGAACUGGAUCUGCAAGAAAUGGUUUCCCUACUUCUUGUCCCGGUUCUCGGUGAUGUACAACACGCAGAUGGCCAGCCAGAAGCGGGAGCUGUUCAGCCACCUGCAGGAGUUCGCGGGCCCCUCGGGGAAGCUCUCCCUGCUGGAGCUGGGCUGCGGCACGGGAACCAACUUCAAGUUCUACCCGCCCGGGUGCAGGGUGACCUGCGUCGACCCCAACCCCAACUUCGAGAAGUUCCUGUUCCAGAGCCUCGCGGAGAGCCGCCACCUGCAGUUCGAGCGCUUCGUGGUGGCGGCAGGGGAGGACAUGCGGGAGGUGGCCGACAGCUCCGUGGAUGUGGUGGUCUGCACGCUGGUGCUGUGCUCCGUGCACAACCCCGAGCAGAUCCUCCGUGAGGUGCGCCGAGUGCUGCGGCCGGGAGGGGCCUUUUGUUUCAUGGAACAUGUGGCAGAUGACCGUUCCACCUGGAAUUACUUCUGGCAACAGGUCCUGGAUCCUGCUUGGUUCCUUCUGUUUGAUGGGUGCCAACUGACUAGGGAGAGCUGGAAGACCCUGGAGCGCGCCGGCUUCUCCAAGCUGCAGCUGCAGCACAUCCAGGCGCCGCUGUCCUGGACGCUGGUGCAGCCCCACAUCUACGGCUAUGCCGUGAAAUAGACGCGCAAGGGGGGAGGGGAGCGGACAGAGGCGCAUGGGCCAAAUCAUCUAAGGCUUCAGUCUUAACUUUAACAAUAUGAAUUUGGAGAAAGGAAACUCUUGGUUUUCAAUAAAGGUGAAUUCAUCCUUAAAA
Messenger RNA from Perognathus longimembris pacificus (Pacific pocket mouse), 954 nucleotides. It is a transcript of the gene Tmt1a, whose product is annotated as methyltransferase like 7A. Bases 87 to 821 code for a protein of 244 amino acids. The transcript has 2 exons. The record is from RefSeq and is a predicted model, not a curated record. NCBI's taxonomy places the organism in Eukaryota, Metazoa, Chordata, Mammalia, Rodentia, Heteromyidae. Gene Ontology annotation, molecular function: S-adenosylmethionine-dependent methyltransferase activity.